Molecule: messenger RNA, 2607 nt
Organism: Fusarium redolens
Lineage: Eukaryota; Fungi; Ascomycota; Sordariomycetes; Hypocreales; Nectriaceae
Product: armadillo-type protein
Exons: 4
Coding region: 119-2455 (778 amino acids)
Biological process (GO): post-transcriptional regulation of gene expression
Cellular component (GO): cytoplasm
Molecular function (GO): mRNA 3'-UTR binding
Source: RefSeq, a predicted model, not a curated record
AGUCGUUCACUAUCUCAUCGUGCGUUCCUUAGAGUUCACUCUGUCAUCUACAAUUCUUAUUUGACUGUAACAUCACCAAAACCACUUCGUCGAGACUCUGACCAAUUGUUGCGGCAUCAUGUCCUCAGCUGGAUCUACUGGGGUAUCUCCUGAACGGACUGUCCCCAUCCUCGCUGCCAGUGUGCAGGUCGAAAACUCAAAUCCCUCGCCACUUGCCCCAAGCUCGAAGGCAGCUGGCAGGAACAUCCCCGCAAAGAAGAACAUCGCCGCUCUAUCCACUUCGAAGCUGGCGAACCAAGGUCUUCCAAAGAAGAUGAAAAUCAGCCAUGAUAACUCGACCACCGACCAGGUGUACCCCGUGGAUAAACUCCUUGCGAAGCUCUCCGAGCAGCAAUCUGCCCUGAACCAGCAAAAUGAUGCUACCAAGCUCAGGGACGACACCAGCCAGUAUGCGAGAGCAUUUGAUCAUGCAUCUUCGAGUAACUCUCUUCCCGUCACUCCUGCUACUGAUGCUUUUCCAAGCACAGCUCCUACCACGCGCCCUGCAAGUGCCACCUUGGACGAAGCUCGUAGCGAGAGUGAAGAGGUAAUGCGCCUGAAGUUACAGCUCGCCCAGGCACAGAACGAAAUCUCGAAGCUUGAUCAGGAACUAGCUGAGACACGCGUUGUGAAAACCACAGCUGAUGUGCCCCCCUUCGGAACCCGCGGUCCAAUUUAUCCCCCUCGCGAGAAUGCCUGGGGGCCCCCUGACGACAAUCAUUCUGACACCAGUGAUGCUAUGCCCGCUUCCACAUUCAACCGCACUCGAGAGAUCUGGGGCAAUCAGCCAAUUUUCGCCAACACAGUCCAGGCACCAGUGAUUGAACCAACCCCAGGAAAGUGGCUCGGGGGGCGUGUCUUCAGCCAACCUUGUUCUGAACCUACCGGGACACCUUUUCCCGUGAUGGAAGGUUAUCGAAGUGAACGUCUGACCCCAGAUACGGAGAUGAUGCGAUCGAACUAUGGACGUCAGGGAAACCGCUUCGAGGGCCGUUUCAACUCACCUCAGCCAUUUGGACCUGGCUACGGAGGAGGAUUUAAUAGUCCCAUGAACCAAUCCGACUACAUGGGAAGUCCUGCACCUGGAGCACCAUCGAAUGCUCCCCAAGGGUUGGGUCCUAUGGGUGUCUAUCCACCAUAUCAUAACCCUGCUGGAACACCUCUCUCGCCUCACGCUUCCGAGUUUACCACUGGUUCUGGAUGGAAGAACGAGGUUGGUUUGCGUGCGUUGUACUCACACAAGACACUAAACCCGAGACAGGUGUUGGCGCCCGAUGACCAGACCUACCUCGCUCCGACAGAGCCGCUGAAUUACCGCCGUCUUUUGGAUCGCAACGUGAACUGCAACUGGAAGUACAUUGUUGACAAGAUCGUCUGCAAUAACGACCAACAAGCCUCCAUCUUCCUGCAGCAGAAGCUCAAGGUCGGAACGGCCGAGCAGAAGUUCGAGAUCGUCGACGCGAUCGUCGCCCAGGCCUAUCCAUUGAUGAUCAAUCGCUUUGGCAACUUCUUGGUGCAACGAUGCUUUGAGCAUGGAACACCCGACCAAGUCAUCAACAUCGCGGAAGCCAUUCGGGGCAACACGUUGAAUCUCUCUAUGGAUCCCUUCGGAUGUCACGUCGUUCAAAAGGCAUUUGACUCUGUUCCUGAAAACUUCAAGGCUAUCAUGGUCCAUGAACUUCUUCGUCGAAUCCCGGAGACGGUCAUUCACCGUUACGCCUGCCACGUCUGGCAAAAACUUUUUGAGCUGCGUUGGACAGAGUCACCUCCGCAAAUCAUGAAAUUUGUCAAUGACGCUCUCAGGGGGAUGUGGCAUGAGGUUGCCCUGGGGGAGACCGGUAGUCUUGUCGUGCAGAACAUUUUUGAAAACUGCCUCGAGGAGGAUAAGCGCCCUUGUAUCGAAGAAGUCCUUGCCAACAUUGACAUCGUCGCCCACGGACAAUUCGGCAACUGGUGCAUCCAGCAUAUUUGUGAACACGGUGCUCCCCCUGAUCGCAGUCGAGCUAUUGACCAUGUUAUUCGUUACGCUGCUGAGUACAGUACCGAUCAGUUCGCUUCAAAGGUCGUCGAGAAGUGUCUCAAAAUUGGAGGCGCAGAAUUCCUUGGUCGCUACCUGGACCGAGUCUGUGAAGGUCGUCGUGACCGUACUCGCAUCCCACUGAUUGACAUUGCAAGUGACCAAUACGGCAACUAUCUCAUUCAGUGGAUUCUUAACAAUGCCUCCCCCCAGCAUCGCGAAAUCGUUGCUGCCCAUAUCCGAAAGCACAUGGUUUCCCUGCGAGGCUCCAAGUUCGGCUCCCGAGUUGGUAUGCUUUGCACGAACCACGCGGUCGCAACUCGUCCUGGUCCUGGUGCUGGUCCUGGAAUGGGCGGACGCAUGGGACCUGGGCCACGCUAUAACAACGGUUACCGCUAAGGUCUUUCUACCUUGCCCAUCCAUAUUUGACAUCGACGAGGACAUCUGCCUGCUGGAAAUGUAGAGCGUCCCUCAUUCUACCGUUGUUUUCUUUUCAUUCUUUUUUUCAUCCGUGUCAAGGUACCCUAUCUGAAUCACCAAUCAUUCCACUC